Ipomoea nil (Japanese morning glory) is the source of this 2572-nucleotide messenger RNA. RefSeq lists its product as uncharacterized. The transcript has 11 exons. The record is from RefSeq and is a predicted model, not a curated record. NCBI's taxonomy places the organism in Eukaryota, Viridiplantae, Streptophyta, Magnoliopsida, Solanales, Convolvulaceae. The coding region runs from base 673 to 2145 and encodes 490 amino acids.
UAUUUAUGUUUUAUUCUGGGGAAUGGUCUUUUUCCACUAAUGAUUUCCAGUUUUAUCUUAGUUGCUUGGUAGUUGCUAUUUGUUUGUUUGCCUCAUUCUCCUUUUUGGAACUUUCUGCUUUCAUUUUCAUGUCAUCUUACUCUCUACGGCUCCUCAAUGUGAACCCACACCAAUUUGGUUAUGCUUCUGUUUGUUUGUAUGCUUGAUUGAUUGUGAUACACUACCACCCAUUUUAUUCUUUUGGAAUUUGUUCAUGAUUUCCCUUUUUGACAUUGAUCCAUUUUCUCUCAUGCAGUAUUUUCACUUCUGCCGUCUUAUUUGACAUGUUUUUCUUCCAUUUAGUCUUCAAAAGCGAAUCCGUAAAGGUCAUGGCAUUUCCCACAAUCAUUCUUGUUCUAUAUUUGCACAGCCUGAUAUUCUCAACAGGGCUAGAGAAGAAAAACAAGUGAAAAGCACUUACCAUACAUUGUAUCCUAUGAUUCCUUUUCAAAUCUUUUCUGUGUCUAGUUUUUGCCGUUUAUCACAUGGUACUGCUUAACGUUCUGUACCUUAUCAAUCCUCGAGCCUAACAGCUUCUCUCUGCCUGGAGACUUAAAAAAAAAAAUUCUUUACCUUUUGGAUCUCGUAUGAGGACAGCAUCAGGUAGCGAGAUUUGUAAGCGGAGUCAGAUUAAUGGGUAUUUGUGCAUCAACACCGUCUCAGACAAUCCAGGUGAAGAAGAAACACCACCAUCGCCGCCGCCACAAGAGACAUCGCGGAAAGGUUUCGAGUGCUGUUAUAGAAGGGAAUAGGAAAAAGAAUGGCGAUGCAGCGGCUAGAGUGACAGAUAUUGCUGUUAGUGAGUUUGUUCACACAACCACAACAGACAAAAUAUCCGAGGUUUCUAACUCCACAUUUCAUCUAACUCAGCUGCAAUGGCACCAUAGCCAGAUAGAUGCUAACGUAAGUUGCCAAGACGAAGCAUGGUUCGAUACAGCCAGCAUUUUUGAAUCUGACUCAGAUGAUGAUGAUGAUGAUGCCGACUUCAGCAGUGUUCAUGGAGAUUAUUUUCCUUGUGUGCCUAAUGGACAAGUACUUCAGUAUGAGACUUCAUCUUGCUUUGUGGAUAGCAAAUGUGUUUAUUCUCAAACAACAAAAUCAGCUAUCAUCAAGGUAUCCAUAAAGAGGACAUCUGUUGAUGAAGAAGCAAUAGAUGAUUUAUGUUUGGAUGUGGGUCUGGAGGACACUUUUCUCAAGAAAAUGUGUCAUGAAAAUAUUGACAUACAUGCAAGUGGAUCGAAAAACUAUCUUUACCGGCCCAGAGCAGGACUCACAGUCCCAUGUUGUACGGACAAAAAGCCAACACCAGGAACUUGGUCUAUUACUGAGCCCUCUAAUUUUAAGCUCCGUGGUGAUACUUUUUUUAAGGACAAGAAGAAAUCCCCUGCUCCAAAUUUCUGUCCUUAUACUCCCAUUGGAGUUGAUUUAUUUUUGUGCCCAAGAAAGAUCAAGCACAUUGCACAGCACCUCGAGCUUCCUUCUGUUGAAGCUGAUGCUGGGAAACUUCCCCCGCUGCUCAUAGUUAAUGUUCAGCUGCCUAAUUAUCCUGCGCAAAUGUUCCUUGGUGAUAGUGACGGGAAAGGAUUGAGCCUUGUAUUGUAUUUCAAACUCUCUGAAAAUUAUGGGGAAGACGUCUCUCCCCAGUUUCAGGAAAGCAUUAAGCGAUUAGUUGAAGAUGACAUGGAAGCAGCUAAAGGAUUUGCAAAAGAGUCUACAGUUCCUUUCAGAGAAAGGUUAAAGAUUAUGGUUGGGGUUGUAAAUCCAGAUGAUCUUGUAUCGAUGUCAACUGAAAGGAAACUCUUGAAUGCAUACAAUGAAAAGCCAGUGCUUUCCCGGCCUCAACAUGACUUUUAUCAGGGCCCAAAUUACUUUGAGAUUGAUCUUGACAUUCAUCGCUUCAGCUAUAUAGCAAGAAAGGGACUUGAUGCUUUUAGAGAACGCCUGCAAGAGGGAAUUCUGGAUCUUGGUUUGACAAUUCAGGCACAAAAGCCAGAGGAGUUGCCAGAGAAAGUUCUUUGUUGUCUGAGGCUAAACAAGAUUGAUUUUGUUGAUCGUGGACAAAUCCCAACACUUAGAAGGGUUGAUGAUGACUCUUUAUCAGAGUAGCAUCCAUUAUAUUGCCAGCUUUAUACCCACCAAUAGUAUACAUGCAUGGGGGAAUAUAUAUCAGGAAUUGAGGGUGGACUGUCAGCUUUCUCCAAGUUGUAUUGUGUUGUUUGCCCCAGACAGUGUAAAUCUGUACAAAACAUCUUUUCUAUCUCAUGAAUACAGAAGACAGAAAAGAUGUAUUGUACUCAGUUUUACCAUAUUGUGUGUGUGUAUAUAUAUAAAUCAGGUGAAAACCAACUUUAACUUGCCUCGAACUGCGAACUUGUGAAGGAUUGCACUGCACUUACUACAUGAUUGCACCGUACCCGGAUACAAUUGCAUUGCAAGGUCCCCCAGGCAUAUCUAAGAGACGUAGCAGUGCAAUCAUGUAGUAGUUGCGGUGCAAUCCUUCACAAGUUCGCAGUUAGAUUAAGGUUGGUUCUCA